Messenger RNA from Wasmannia auropunctata (little fire ant), 1684 nucleotides. RefSeq names its product farnesyl pyrophosphate synthase-like. Lineage: Eukaryota; Metazoa; Arthropoda; Insecta; Hymenoptera; Formicidae. The record is from RefSeq and is a predicted model, not a curated record. Gene Ontology annotation, molecular function: (2E,6E)-farnesyl diphosphate synthase activity; dimethylallyltranstransferase activity. The annotation marks the transcript as partial. The transcript has 6 exons. Gene Ontology annotation, cellular component: cytoplasm. Gene Ontology annotation, biological process: trans, trans-farnesyl diphosphate biosynthetic process.
UAGAAACGGCAUCGUGUAAAUUUUUCAGCACUUGCCGAAACCUCGGACGAAUCUCGCUCGGUUGAGAAUCACUGUUUCGGAGUGUUUAUUUAUAUGAAGUUCCGAAUAUAGUUCGUGCACAGUCGGACUUGAUCGUACCGCCGCGCCGUCUCGGUUUCCCUCUCCGCCGCCCCAUAUCGUCGGUCACAGCUGACUUGCUUCCACGUAGAAACGUGCCAACCAUACGAUUCUUUGGUCCAUGGUAUAAUGGGCUAAUGUAUAUAACGAUGCCGGCGUGGUCGUCACGCCAUAGUCGUAGUCGCCAGGCCGCGUAAAGUCGGCUAGCCCGGUCUCCAACGCGUGAGAGAGUGCAACGCAACGGUGACGCGUCCGCGCGACACCCGAGAGGCGAGAAAGAGCCGCUCGACGACGAGAAGGUCCCGGCGCCUCCUCCAGUCGCUCUCAGCUGACGUCACGCCGAUCUACCCGUUAUCAUUCUCGUUCCUUUUCCCUCCUUUAUUUUUCCCCUCACAUUUUCUCUCCCCUACUCAGCCGACGGGCCGGCCGUCGAAGAACGGGACCCUGGAUCCGACCGGCGAGUGCUCGACACGGAGCGCCUCGCCGAUGUGAAUCCACUCCGCGGAGGUUCGUUCGGGCGUUCUUCAGCACUUCGUCUGUGCCUUCCUAGAAUUACACGCGUGUGCUCCAGCGAUCCCCAGGCAUGUCGUCCGUCGCGCGGAACCGGUUCCUGUCGGCGCUGAACGUCGCACGGCGCCUCGCCGCCGCCGCCGCCGACCACGCGCCCGUUGCACACAUGGGCGUGCGCCGCGGGAAUGCGGCGUGUUGGAGAACAUUGGAUUGUAAUGUGCGAAUGGUGCAUUCCGUGACACAACCGACAUGGGUAACGAGCAAGGACGAAAGCCGAGAGCUGAUGGCAAUAUGGCCAGACAUUGUUCGCGAUCUUACGGAUGUGGCUAAGAGCUUCAAUAUUCCUGAUGUUACCAAAUGGAUGGCGAAAGUAUUACAGUACAACGUUCCAGGAGGAAAGAAAACUCGUGGCUUAACGUUAGUUUACGCCUAUAAACUACUAGCACCAAGUGAUCAACUUACGCAAGAAAACAUUCGUUUAGUACGGAUCUUAGCAUGGUGCAUAGAAUUGAUGCAAGCCCAUUUCCUCGUGAUAGAUGACAUACAGGACCGAUCAUUAAUUCGCCGAGGCCAACCAUGUUGGUAUCGAUACAAUGAUAUAGAACUAGCUGCAAUUAACGAUAGUUUAAUCUUACAGAGCUCUAUGUUUUAUCUAAUUCGAAAACACUUCAAAGGGAAAGAUUGCUAUGUAAAUCUACAAGAAACAUUCCAGGAUAUCACUUUCAAGACAGUGAUGGGCCAAAGUUUAGAUAUGCUCUCUACCAAUUUUGGCAAGAAACCGAAUUUAGAUCUCUUUACGAUGAAUCAAUAUAAUGCCAUUGCUGAGUACAAAACGUCGUAUUAUUCAUUUCUUUUGCCAGUAACCGCAGCGAUGCAGUUAGCCGGAAUAAAGGAUCCAGAGAUGUUCAGGCAAACGAAAACCAUCUUGUUAGAGAUGGGGCACUUGUUUCAAGUCCAAGAUGAUUAUUUGGGUUGCUUUGGAGAUCCCGACGUCUAUCGCAAGGAUUUUACUGAUAUACAGGAGGGAAAAUGUACGUGGCUGGCUGUUGUAGCUCUC